This is a messenger RNA of Papilio machaon (common yellow swallowtail), 1519 nucleotides long. RefSeq names its product cytochrome b-c1 complex subunit 2, mitochondrial (gene UQCR-C2). Gene Ontology annotation, molecular function: metal ion binding. Lineage: Eukaryota; Metazoa; Arthropoda; Insecta; Lepidoptera; Papilionidae. The record is from RefSeq and is a predicted model, not a curated record. The transcript has 10 exons. Bases 84 to 1400 code for a protein of 438 amino acids. Gene Ontology annotation, cellular component: mitochondrion.
AUUGACAGUCGACUUCAAUAAGGCCUCUGUUCUUGCUCGUUGAGCAUAAGAUUUUUGUCAGCACCAUCCGAAAUCUUGUAAUAAUGUCCUCGAAAUCUCUUGCUACCCCUUUUAUUCGUCAUGUAACGAGCAGGGGAUAUGCCCAAACAGCUCCAGUUGCGAAGAAGGAGGCUAGACUUCAGACAAGUGUUUUACCCAAUAAAACAUUUGUGGCUGCGCUCGACAAUGGAUCACCUGUUACGCGCCUUACGAUUGCCUUUAAGGCGGGAUCCCGUUAUGAACCCCAGACUGAGCUCGGUCUCGCUCAUGUCCUACGUUCUGCUGCUGGUCUGUCAACAAAGAACUCAAGUGCAUAUAUGAUCCGUAGACAACUCACGCAAAUUGGUGCAUCUUUCACGGCAUCAGGAGACCGUGAAUUUGUUUACUAUACUGUUGAAGCUACUCAGGACAAUUUAAAAACAGCACUGGAGUACCUUAACAAGAUUGUAUCAAACCAAGAAUUUCGUCCAUGGGAGCUGACUGACAAUCUGCCACGUCUAAGAUAUGAUAUUGCUGCCCUCCCACCUCAGGUGCGUGCUGUAGACCUAUUGCACAAGGCUGCAUAUCGUCGCGGACUUGGCAAUUCUCUCUUCAUUGCUCCCAAGAAGAUUGGAAAGAUCAGCUCAGAGUCUCUCCAACAUUUUGCCAGUAACAACCUGGUACCAAAUCGUUGUGCCAUUGCGCUUAUUGGUGAAAAUCAGGACACAGCCUGCCUUCUUGCUGACAGUCUUCAACUAUCAUCACUUGUUCAAGAGUCCAAGAGCGAUACCACCACCUAUUAUGGUGGAGAAUUAAGGAAAGAGAUGGGCGGUGAUCUAGCCCACGUAGCUCUGGCCCUACAAGGGGCACCGGCUAGUAUCCCGCAAUCCCUUGCGUUAGCUGUUGCUGCCAGAGCUUUGGGCUGUGGGCCAGUGACCAAAUGGGGCGCCAACAACUCCCCAGUAGCAAAGGCUAUAGGCAACAUCGGUCCAUUCGCUGCUGCCGGCUUCAAUGUGUCCUACAGUGAUAGCGGUUUGUUUGGAGUUGUGCUCUCCGUACCCAAGGAUGAGGCGAAUGCGGCCGUGAAAGCUGUUGCCAACCUCCUUAAACAGCCUCUUAGUGCUGAUGCCAUCAAGGCUGGCAAGAACCAGUUGAAGCUGCAAGUUCUAGCGGAAGCUGAGGAUGGCACUUCCUUAGCAGAGUCCCUGGCUGCGCAGGGCUUGUUCACCGGCAGUGCUAAGUCACCCCUCGACAUUGCCAGGGAAAUUGAUCAGUUGUCUACCAAUGAUGUGUCACAAGCCAUGUCAAAUGCAUCCAGAUCUAAGCUAUCUAUGGGAUCCGCAGGGAAUCUAGCAUUUGUUCCAUUUGUAGAUGAAUUGUAAAUCAUUUAUUAUGAUGUAAUGACAUUAAUUUACUUAGAUCAUUUGAAAUUUACCAUGUUUUGUUGUAUAUUAACUCUGUAAUUUAUUGUUCAUUCGGAAUAAAGAGUUGAAAAUACUAA